Artibeus jamaicensis (Jamaican fruit-eating bat) is the source of this 3568-nucleotide messenger RNA. RefSeq names its product exosome component 7 (gene EXOSC7). NCBI's taxonomy places the organism in Eukaryota, Metazoa, Chordata, Mammalia, Chiroptera, Phyllostomidae. Gene Ontology annotation, cellular component: nuclear exosome (RNase complex); cytoplasmic exosome (RNase complex). The transcript is spliced from 8 exons. Bases 22 to 897 code for a protein of 291 amino acids. The record is from RefSeq and is a predicted model, not a curated record. Gene Ontology annotation, biological process: TRAMP-dependent tRNA surveillance pathway; nuclear polyadenylation-dependent rRNA catabolic process; nuclear mRNA surveillance.
CGCGGGAGGCGGCUGGGCAGCAUGGCGUCCGUGUCGCUGAGCGAGGCGGAGAAGGUGUACAUCGUGCACGGCGUGCAGGAGGACCUCCGCGUGGAUGGCCGGGGGUGCGAGGACUACCGAGGGCUCGAGGUGGAGACGGACGUCGUGUCCAACACCAGCGGCUCUGCCAGGGUCAGGCUGGGCCACACGGACAUCUUGGUGGGGGUGAAGGCAGAGAUGGGGACGCCGAAGCUGGAGAGGCCGAACGAAGGUUACCUGGAGUUCUUUGUUGACUGUUCGGCCAAUGCUACCCCUGAAUUUGAAGGUCGAGGAGGCGAUGACCUUGGCACAGAGAUCGCCAACACCCUCUGCCGGAUAUUCCACAACAAGAGCAGCAUCGACCUGGAGGCCCUCUGCAUCAGCCCGAGGGAGCACUGCUGGGUCCUGUACGUGGACGUGCUGCUGCUGGAAUGUGGCGGGAAUCUGUUCGACGCCGUCUCCAUUGCCACGAAGGCCGCUCUCUUCAGUACGAGGAUACCAAGAGUCCGUGUUCUGGAGGAUGAGGAGGGGUCGAAGGACAUCGAACUGUCGGAUGACCCUUACGACAGCAUCCGGCUGAGCGUGGAGAACGUCCCCUGCAUUGUCACCCUGUGCAAGAUUGGCUGUCGGCACGUGGUGGACGCUACGCUUCAGGAGGAGGCCUGCUCCUUGGCCAGCUUGCUGGUGUCGGUGACCAGCAAGGGAGUCGUGACGUGUAUGAGGAAAGUGGGGAAGGGCAGCCUGGACCCGGAGAGCAUCUUCGAGAUGAUGGAGACCAGCAAGCGGGUGGGCAAGGUGCUGCACACCUCCCUGCAGAGCGUCCUCCAAAAGGAAGAGAGCCUGGGGCCCAAGAGGCAGAAAGUCGGGUUCCUGGGCUGAUUCGCACAUCGACCCCGUCGCCGGAGUGCUGCUCCCACUUUUUGGUGGGAGCCGAAGUGUGUAUGUAUUUUUCUUAACUAUUACGAAUUUAAAGCAACGUUUGUACGUGUGAAAUUAAACUCUAUUUUCUGGUCUGGUUUGGAAUGGCUAGGAUUCUUCAAGUGUAAGUCAGGACGCCAGGGUGGCACCUCGAGGGUCUGGCCCUUGUUUCCUCGGGUCCAGAGGCCGCGUCCCAGGCGAAGGGCUCUGGUCGUGGGCCUUCCCAAGGAGACUCACUUACUCCUGCUGCAGGAGUUCAGAACAACAGCAACACACGAGAACAAGGACCUGAGAACAAGGACCCACGAGCUAACUGGUUCAAAGGAAAUGCUAAUGAUAGGCGCUUUGGGAUGGUUCCCUCCCCAGAGAGUGUUCAGUGUGACACACAGCAAAACUUCACUCGGCUGUGCCUCUGGGUGCGUCAGGGAGGAGACCGGAGGCGGCGCUGUGCCGCAGGGGUCCAGCCGGGCCCCACCUGGCUGCUGAGCCUUCCUGGGGAAGCCCAGCUCGCUUCCUGCCCUCCAAGACAUCCAGGCCAAGCUCCCCAGGGGCGGGGGCCGAGCGGCCACGCUGGUCCUUAGCCAGCUGUUCUUGUCACUCUUGUUUUGAAAUUGCUUUGUGUUUUAUAACCACUCCCUGGUGUUUUGUAAGUUUUUUUGUUUUGUCAGCAUUAACACGGCUGCUUUAGAGAUGCCGUCAUCUGAUUACUCAGCCUGCUUUCACUCUGGGGACGGGGGAAGGCCAUUCUUGAUGGCCCCGGAAAGCUCUUCUGUAGCCCGUGUUCUACUCCGAGUGCAGCGUGUCGGAGUGGGGUCUGUUCGUGGAGUGAACGGUCUCUGUUUUCUCUGGGGGAUCUUGUUCUCCCCACUCGGUCUUAAAGCUCCCCCGAGAGGGGAGAAGGAGCGGCUUCGUGAAGGAGUGUUUUAGCCGUGGCGUUUGCUCUCGGCGUUGUACUUAGACGAUGAGGGCGAGGAGUUCCAACUCCACUGCCUCCUGGAGAGAACGUAAUGCGGCCCCAGGGGUCCCGGCACGGCCCUCCUCCCGGUGGGACAGCUCCGUGCCUGCGCACAGAAGACCUGCCUGGACUCAGACUUGCAGCCGCUGCCCUGUUGGGAACACAGCCUGGGUUUUCGUUGUUUCCCAAUGUUUUCCAGUGGUUGUCCCUCCAGGUGCCACGACGGGCUCCUGGCGACACAGACACCAGCCUGUCCCUCCCCGCCCGCCCCCGGCUGCCUGUACGAGAUAGAAUGUGGACAGUGGUCAAGAGAAACUCGAAUCGGAAUAAAGUCUAGAAGCCUUUGGUCUGGGCAAUUAAAGACAUCAGACAGACGGGCCAGGCUGGGGGAGGCUUUGCCAGGCCUUGUGGAACAGCUGCGCACAGCUGAGUGGCCACAGUGAAAACGGGGGGAGGGGAGAAACACAGGGCGGGGCGGAGGGAGGGUUACGUUCGUGAGUGUGCGAAGCAGUUUAUCCUUCUGUUAUUAUUCACUAGUUGUUGUAUGCAUUAUUUGUUCACACUGCGGAUGUCAACCUCCUUUGUCUGCCCCUGUGGGUUAGCGUGUGUCUCUCCCACCCAGACCUUUCCUUGAAAGCCACCCCUUCCUGGGAGAAGGGCACACAGCAGAUGAAGCAAAACCCGGGUGGGCGAGGUCUGUCCGGGAGAGGCAUUUAUCAGAAAGAAACUUCUGAUUAUUGCAGCCCUCGGAGAGAAUACACGAGGAGAGAAAACCGAAGGUAAGGACUUAGAAAGAUGGAGUGGCUACGAAAUAAACCCCAGGGAGAAGGACCGUGAAGUCGGCCAAAGGGCAAGAGCUUAGGGGUGAGGAGGGGGAGCGCAGGCGUGCAGAGAAUGCAGCGUUACGGAAUGUGAAAAUUCGCUUAUUACAUUUGUGAUCCCUUGGUCUCCCGAGUCAUGCACAUUCAAGCCUAUAAAACACAUGGAUUUAAACAACUAACAGUUUGCACAUUGCUCAUAGGCAGUGGUCUCGCACAAACCGCCCACAGAGCAUACAUCUGUGCUAUUCCAAACUUUUUGGGAAUGAUCUGGCAGUGUGUAUGAAAGGCCUUGAGAAUGUUCGUUCCCUUUGACCUAAUCUUUCCACUUCUGGGAAUGAAGAAGUAAAUAAUUCAAGACACCAGGGGAACUUCUUCAAAAUAUGAAGAAGUUCAUCCCAGUAUUAUCUCUGCCCCACAUAGACCGGGGAUUGGUAAAGCGCCAGCCCUCGGGGAGAGGGUUCGGAAAAGCGGUAGGCAGUGGAUGCCCGCAGUGGGCCACCUCCGUGCUCAGCCUCGGGCCUGCCGCUGCGGCAGGGCCCGUGCAGGCAGGGGCGGGUCACUUCCUGUGGGCAGAGCCCUGCUUCCGGUGCUUCCCUUCAACCUGGGCAUCCAGGUGUGUGCAUCCCAGAAAUGCUGGAGACUUACUGCCUCUGAGUCAACUCACGACCACGCAGAACGGGAGCCCGUGGGGAAUGCUGCUCCAUUUGACCGUCGGGCGGACAGUCCUGAGAGAGGAAUCCGAUUUGCUUGUCUGAACCAGUGAUCAUGACCCACGAUUUCUCCCACUCUCUCUUCCCUGCUCUUCCCCUGCCCCCACUCCCUGUGGGACCACCUCCCAAAUAAACUACAGACAUGA